Molecule: messenger RNA, 3940 nt
Organism: Gambusia affinis (western mosquitofish)
Lineage: Eukaryota; Metazoa; Chordata; Actinopteri; Cyprinodontiformes; Poeciliidae
Gene: arrdc2
Product: arrestin domain containing 2
Exons: 7
Coding region: 1645-2874 (409 amino acids)
Biological process (GO): protein transport
Cellular component (GO): cytoplasm; plasma membrane
Source: RefSeq, a predicted model, not a curated record
GAACCUGUAACCAUCAAUCAUCACCCUGUUUUCCUCCUCUGGCUCCACACCCAGUCUGGAUGUUUAUUGUGCUGCCUUCAGGGACGGUCUGGGAGUUUGGAGUUUUGUGCUUAGUAGGUGUUUUUAGUUUCUCUUUGUAUAAUAUUUGUUCUCGCAAACUCUGGCAUCAUGAUGUUGAGUUGCUUUGAUUUGGUUGAAUGUUUAUAACAUUUUUCAAACAUAUUGAUGUCUGUGUGUUGAGGUAUAAAUUGUCAGAAAUGCAGAUAAACUUUUCACACUUUUGAAUGGGAUUUAAAAUACAUAUACUUUUCCAUUUGGAGCUCCAAACAGAAACAUUAUUGUUUUUUAACAAACUGCACUUGAAAAAACCAGUGGGCGUUGCUUAUUAAUUAACUCAGUGGCUAGGCUAACUACUGUUAGCAAUGCAGGCUAGUAGCAGUGUAUUUCCCUGAAUUUUGAGUUCUUUUAACUCCUUUAUGUUAAUACCUGAACUACAAUCCUGAGAGAGUUUUAAGAAAAGGAGGCUUUGUGGAUGUAGAGCAUGACCAGAGAGCAGAGAGAGAAGGAGGAACUUCAAUCAUAUCCCCUACUCCAACAUCUCUUUGUCUGGCUUUCCACUUGUGAACAAACUGAUGGUGUCAUCCCGGACAUGUUGAUGUGGGAUAUUAUCCAAGCUGCUUGGAAAUCGAUCCGUUAUUAUGUCAGAAGCAAUCUUCAGUCAGAGGAUUCUUCAGAUUUGUUGCAAGACUGACUGCUAUUGGAGAUCCUCUGGCCCCCUGCAUCAUCAUCAGAAACAUUUUAGAGAUAAUUGAAUGAUUUGAGUUACAUCAGCGUUUAAUUUACCAGUGUGUAGGGCUGGACAACAGAUCAAUAACAACAUAUAACACAAUAGACACGUAAUUGAAUCAUAGAAUAUUAAAUAUUCAAUAUAGAAUAUUCACUCAACUCCAAUCCAGAACCAAACGGCAUUCUGGGAGAUGUAGGCUGAGAAAAGGGUUUUAGAGGCUUAACAUUUCACAGCUAAUUAAGCUAGGUUUAAUGUUUCACCACUUUAUGUGAUAACUAUUUAAAAAUAAAAAUAAAACAUUGCGUGGAGUGAAAACUGUGGAUAAAGCUGGAAAGGUGAUGCAAUAUUUCAGAUAUUUAAAACAAAAAACUAAUCGGUAACUAUCAAUAUCAACUGAUAUAAAAUGUGUUUUUCAGCCACACUAUUCAGCUCUGGGAUAAAGUUGAAUUUUCAUAACAAUACACAAAUAGCUGAAAAAGUCUAACUCUGGUUAUAACAUCGUUUAGAGUCGUUAUCGGGCGGGUGGGGGAGGCGAAUGUUUACUCAGGCGGCAUUAGCUAUAAAAAGCGUGGGAUUCACUGAGUUAGGGAAUCUGUUGUUUUGCAAUUUCAGUUCUGCUAUGUCUGUGCCACGGAGGGUUCCGUGAACGCAGCCUUCACUCUCCUGAGGCCUUACAUAAUAAAGUAUGAGGCCACGCCCCCUCGCUCAGCCACCAAAAAGGGUUGCCGUAGCUGCAAGCUCCACACUUUGAGUUUGCAACCAGACAACAGGGAAGCGCAACAGCAAGCUUAAACUUUCUGCGCAACACAGAGAAACUUACCGAACCGACUCCCAGAAGAACCUCCGAACCUGCGGAAAUGAUUUUCAACAAGUUGAAAAAGUUCCUGGUGGUUUUUGACUCGCCGGAGCUGGACUGCGCCCCUGUGUUCAGCAGCGGGGACGUGGUGUCCGGACGGGUCGUGCUGGAGCUGUUCGGCGAGACCAAGGUGGAGUCCCUGAAGCUGCACGCGGAGGGGUUCGCCAAGGUUCACUGGACCGAGUCCCGGUCCGCCGGCUCCAGCACGGCGUACACCCAGAACUACAGCGAUGAGGUGGAGUACCUGAACCGGAGAGAGGUGCUGCUUCAGGCAGAUAACGGCGAGCUGACAGUCCUUCCUGCCGGCAGACACGAGUUCCCGUUCAGCUUCCAGCUGCCGGAGGAGACGCUCGUCACCUCCUUCGAGGGGAAGCAUGGCAGCAUCCGCUACUGGGUCAAAGUGAAGCUGCACAGGCCGUGGUGUCCCGUCAGGAAAAUCAAGAAGGAGUUCACCGUCAUCGAGCCCAUCGACAUCAACACGCCAAGCCUGCUGGCUCCUCAGGCGGGGACGAAGGACAAGAUGGCCCGGACAUGGUACCGUAACUUUGGACAGGUGUCCGUAACCGCAAAGAUUGACCGCAAAGGUUACACUCCAGGUGAGGUCAUACCUGUGUUUGCCGAGUUCGACAACGCCACGUCCAGGUCCAUCGUGCCCAAAGCCUUCAUCACCCAGACGCAGACGUUCAUCGCGCGCGGCACGAUGAAGCAGAAGCGGUCGGUGGUGGCCACGCUGUGCGGCGACGUGGUGAGCGCCAGAACCCGGGAGACGUGGCACGGUCGGGCCAUCAAGAUCCCGCCGGUGGGGCCGUCCAUCCAGCAGUGCCGCAUCAUCAAGGUGGAGUACAUGCUGAAGGUUUGUGUCGACGUUCCGGGAACUUCCAAGCUGUGUUUGGAGCUGCCGCUCGUCAUCGGCACCAUCCCGCUGCAUCCCUUCGGCAGCCGCACGUCCAGCAUCAGCAGCCAUUACAGCGUCAACCUGGAGUGGAUGCGCAUGGCCAUCCCGGAGCAGCCCGAGCCUCCUCCAGAGUACAGCUCCGUGGUGACGGAGGAGGAGGCGGAGCAGCGGAACAACGGCAUCGCCCCGCCGCCGGCCGAAGACCUGAGUGGCAUCAUGGAGCGCCCGCUCAUGGCGUUCCUUCAGGAGUUUCGCUUCCGACCUCCGCCGGUCUACAGCGAGAUCGACCCGAACCCUCAGCCCCCCAAUAUGCGACCGCGCUGCAUGACGUGUUGAACCAAGAGCCCCGCCUGAGCGACGAGCUGCGUUACUAGCAAAACGAAUCGAGAGAUUUGUCUUCUUCUGGAUCUAAUCCUCAUUGCUGAAUGAGCGCCUGGACCGCGGCGCCGGACUGCGGCGCCACCCGGAGGAGGAGCUCAGAGGAACUGAAAAGCUGGCAGACACGAACGGUACUGCCGACACGGGGAAACGGCUUCUCGGCACCAGUUCCUGUCCUUCACAAGUGAUUUGUUUUUUCAAAAAUUUUCCUACGAUUUUUCCGUCUCUCGGAGAAAGGGGAGACGAAGCGCCUCCCAAUCGACGAUUCCCCUCUUUUUGUGAGACGUAAAGAGUUUGGGACUUUGUUGGGCGGUUCAGGAUCACUUGGUAUUUAUCAGGCAGAGUCUUUUUCUGAGCCGAUUGUCGACUCAGUUUGUGACUUUGACGUUUCCUGGCAGCAGGCAGACGCCAACCCGCAUUGCUGUGCGUUGUCACUGGACAGCUGCGUCUGUUAUGUGACGUACCUACAGGUGUGAAGGUGGAGCAGAGGAUGAGAUGUUUGCUCUUGAAUGCAAGAACAAACGGGAAACGUGCGCCUUAAUGAUCUGCAUGAGAGUUUUAGAGGCGUUCUCCUCUCAGAGCGCCUGAGAUGAGGCUUCUUCUCUGAAGAGGCCAGAAGUGCUUCUUUAUAGAGAGAAAAAAAUAAAAUGGUUGAAAUCAGAUAGCGUUUUUGUGUGGAAAACACUGGAGUGUUUUGGUUUAAGUGGACUGGCAACAGGAAGGAUGUUGCAUUGUUUUUUGUUUUUUGCGAUAAGCGGCGGCCUCGGAGACAUUUGGACCGAGCGAUUCGGUGCCAAGAGGUCGGCCGGUGAAACCUGCAGACGCCACUGAAGCAUUCCACUAAACUGACUGACUUUGAGGAUUUUUUAUUUUAAUUUUCCUCAACUUCCAAAAAAAGUCAGUUUGUAUCAGUUCAGGGUCAAAUGUGCAACGUCAGGGCACACUAGAGGAAAAAUGUAUUUUUAUACAAAAUGUUGUUUUGUCAGCUUUUCUAUUUGUUUUUCUAAUAAAACAUUUAAAUAAU